AUGGCCGCCUUGCUGCCAGUUUUAUUAAUCGGCUUGAUUGCCAGCGUUUGGGCUGGUUACAGCUCCUCGCUGGCUGACAACUCUGGCAGCUCGAGCAACUCUAUUGUCAGCGGCAGCAAGUGUGAUAAGAAUCCGCUCGCCGAGCUCACCUUUCAACUGAGUGGCAGCAAUCUGCAUUGGCCCUGUGAUUCUACCAAGAAUAUCUAUGUGCAAUCGGGUCGUUAUGUGCCCCGAAAUGUGAUCGUGACUCGGGCACAGUUGCAACGCGAUUCGGCAUUUGUGGCACUGCCCAGAUACAAACAGGGCGUGCCCUUUACCCUCGGCAAGGUCAAUUUGAAGAAGGGCGAGUGUCUGGCCAAGAUUGCCCCAUAUCCAUGCUGGGCCAUCCAGGAGGAGGGCAACUGUCAGGCUCUCCAAUCUGUGGUCGAUGUCGCUGUGGAUCCCAAUGGUUUAUUGUGGGCCUUGGAUGUGGGCAUUGUGAAUACAUUGGAGCAGCCAAUUCGCCGUUGCAGUCCCAAAAUCGUGGCUAUAAACACGGCCAAUAACAAGGUGGUCAAGAGCAUUGAUCUCAGCGAUCUGGUUACCUCCGAAUCUCGACUGCAAUUCAUCGUGGUCGAUUACUCCAAGGAUAACAAGCCCUUUGUCUAUGUAGCUGAUGCUGGAGCACGUAGCAUUCUAGUCUAUGAUAUAACUGGCAACAAAUCCUAUCGCAUUGUCCUGCCCAGAGCGACAGCUCCCACCAACGAUGUGCUCUACGUGGCGUUGACCUCCAAACCCGAUGGCACCUCCACACUCUUCUUCAGCUACCUGAGCUCGUCGCGACUCUACUCGAUCAAGGGAGAGUAUCUGCGAGUCGGUCAGGGCGCUGGCUCCAUCAUUGAUGUGGGACCCAAGCCCUAUGGCAAACAGGCUGUACUUUUAGGUGCCGACGGAGGCACCUCGCUCUUCUUCAGAUACAAGGGAGAGAAUGACAUUUAUCUGUGGGAUUCGGAGACCUGCUUCAAGGCCUCCAAUUUGCAGGAGGUGCAACGCGGCGGGGAUUGUCGUCUUUCCACACAGGUGCUGCCGGGACACAAGCGUUUCAUGUGGGCACUGGAAAGUAAUUUCCACGACUUCAUCUCCGAUCGCACAGGUUGCAAUGGCGCCUCCAUUGUCCUGCAUCCUGUGGUGCGCGAAUGCGAUGAUUAAGUUUUUCUUCAUACUCUUUAAGUCUUGUUAUUGUAUUUAAUAUAAAGUUGCC
Messenger RNA from Drosophila innubila, 1240 nucleotides. RefSeq names its product major royal jelly protein 1. Lineage: Eukaryota; Metazoa; Arthropoda; Insecta; Diptera; Drosophilidae. Bases 1 to 1188 code for a protein of 395 amino acids. The transcript has 3 exons. The record is from RefSeq and is a predicted model, not a curated record. Gene Ontology annotation, cellular component: extracellular region.